Molecule: messenger RNA, 417 nt
Organism: Prunus armeniaca (apricot)
Lineage: Eukaryota; Viridiplantae; Streptophyta; Magnoliopsida; Rosales; Rosaceae
Source: the annotation of a GenBank genome assembly
AUGGAUCGAAUAUCGCAGUUGCCAAAUUCCAUUAUGCAUCAAAUCCUCUUUCGCUUGCCUGCCCAAGAUGCAGUCCGUAUGAGCUUCUUGUCAACAACAUGGAAAAGUCUAUGGAACUCACUACCUGUCUCUGAAUUUAAUUUUUGUAUGGAAAGUGAAGAUGGUCUGGAUCAAAAGAGGAAAAGGUCAGAAGAGGAGUCUGUAACUUCUGUGGACGAGUCCUUGAGAGUUCUACAUGAACAUGAAGAUCAGAAAAGGACAAAACCUAAAAGAUCUUCAGCUCUGUGGAUUUCCAAGCUCAAGAAUGUUGACCUAGACACUACUACUAGAGUUCAUAGCUACAAGAUUGAAGCAUCCAAUCUUCAAACUCUUCGGUUAUUGCUAUCGUACAUGGAAAUGCUACCCAUUGGACCUUGA